Molecule: messenger RNA, 819 nt
Organism: Heterobilharzia americana
Lineage: Eukaryota; Metazoa; Platyhelminthes; Trematoda; Strigeidida; Schistosomatidae
Source: the annotation of a GenBank genome assembly
CGCAAACCCCCAAAUUAAACAAUCUGUAUCAAUUGAGCGAAUCACAGUGACCUUGGUUCAUUGACCAAUCAGAAGAAUACUUGUCCACCUCCGUAAUUUUGAAGAGAAAUAAUAAGUCUUUGGUUUUAAAUCUGAACAUUCUCUCUUUAUCACAGUUUCGCAUCGAUUAAAACGACAAAAAUGCCUUUCAUACCGGCUAAAGUAGAGAAGUGUGUGCGUUGCGAUAAAUCUGUUUACGCGGCUGAAAGGAUGGAAGCUGGCGGGAAUAUAUGGCAUAAACGUUGUUUCUGUUGUUCAAAAUGUGAUAUGCUGUUGAAUCUGAAUAAUUACAAUCAAAGCGAUCGAAUCCUGUAUUGUAAAAAGCAUUUUCAAGAAGAAGUUUUGGCCAAGAAUACUCAAACUCCAAUCUAAUAUAAUGAUAAAAAAAUGGAAAGUAACCAGGAGGAAAUGAAAUAUAAUGCAAUUUCCCCUACUUUAUCAUCCCCACCUCGUUGAUAGUGAAAAAACUAUCGAAAAUUGUGUUCAUGUUUCCAUAUUUUUCAUAACAUAUUAGAUAUGUAAACCGUAGAUUCCUAACUUAGUUCAUUGUCAGCAUAAAUCUACAUCAGUGUACAUCUCUUGCCCUCUCUCUUUUCCCUGUCUUCAUUUGCAUACUUUUUGAUUUUUCUCCACUGGCCAUUAGUCGUUGUACAACCGUGAUCAAGCUUCUUACCGUGACCGUUUUCCUCUAGAAACUUUUCUUUUUACCCGCUUUAUAUUGCAUUCUGCACAUUUUAUGUAGUUCUCUAGAUCAUAAGAAAAAUGUUAUCAAAAUACCAA